Setaria italica (foxtail millet) is the source of this 486-nucleotide messenger RNA. RefSeq names its product sulfated surface glycoprotein 185-like. Lineage: Eukaryota; Viridiplantae; Streptophyta; Magnoliopsida; Poales; Poaceae. The record is from RefSeq and is a predicted model, not a curated record. The transcript has a single exon. The coding region runs from base 1 to 486 and encodes 161 amino acids.
AUGUCCUCUGUCGCCACCGUCACCCCCGUCACCGCCAACCUCUGCCCCGACGACACCGGCGCCGCCGCCCCCCACUUCGCUGCCGCGCGCGUCCUCCCUGCCACCUGCUUACUCCCCAACGACAUGUCACCGGCCUCCUCCACGACCCGACCAUGCACCGAUGCCCCCAUCGCCGCCAACCUCCGCCCCAACGACACCAGCACCGCCACCCUCACUUCGCCGCCGCGUCCUCCCCGCCGGCCGCUUCCUCCCCAACGAUACGCCACUGGCCUCCUCCCCGACCCGGCUGCUGGCGCCCGCCCCGCCACUCCGCCGCCUCCUCCCUCGACGACGCCGCCGCCGCCCCCCACUUCGCCGCCACGGUUGUCCUCCUCCUCCACCCACUGGCCGCGCGUCCUCCCCGACCCGGCCACCGCCGGCGCCUCCUCCGCCCCUCCACGAGCGCGCGUGGCCGGCCGUGGGCUCAUGUCUUCUCUACUGAUGUAA